AGUCUGUCCAGAAGGCUGCCGGUACAGGCAAGAGAAAGCAGAUCAACUUUCUCCCCGUUGCCCCUAGCUGUGCGCCAACCUGAGUCCCACCAUCACCUGCCCUUGCCAUCCAUUCCCCCUGUCCGCUACCAUCACAGCACCGCCAUCGAAGUGUCGUUCGCAUGACACGGACAUCUUCAGCGCUAUACACAUGUCCAUAACCCAGAUUAUCAAGACGAACUCCAACCAUUGUUCCUCUAUAACUUCAUGUCUCCAAGGCACCAGGGAGUGGUCGUCGUGGUGGCGCCCGUUCAUUGCUGUUGAGAUGGGACGUCAUAGUGAGAUGGCACUGAUGCUGCACUGCUGGCGGGAUCUGGCAAAAGCGGGUCGUGCGGUGAGGCUCGCAAAUCGGCCCGCCUCUUCCAUCCAGGUUCAACCGCUGCUGUUCUGCCCGGCCAAAACCGUCCUCAUCCACGAUUUCCGCAACUCUGCAGUGGUGCCGCCUUCUAGCACAACUUUGGUGGGGUUUCGCACGCAGACGGCCCAUCCAUCGUCAUCUUCCAGACAGCAGCCGUGGAUGGUGAGAGAACGACCCGAAAUCGUUUGCACAGCCGAACCACAUCCGCGUCUCGUGUUUCUGAGCCAUUUCCCAGCAAUAGAUCCGCCGCCGGUAAGGCGCGCUCAAGUGACUUGUCAUAAUGUCCGAACAGAGGGGGGCGCGACCGGGGAACGAUUCCUAGGUGACCCUCGAAUGCAAUUUUGCAUCAAGACCGCAGAAGAGGCUCAAUUUGAGUCUUGCCCGGGGAAAAGACUUGACUCACGCAGAACCUUGCGAUGCUUUGAAAAAUUAUCAGCUCAGGUGGUCAGCCGCUUGAGAGAACUUGGCUGGGGCAGCCUGCACCGUAAUCGGUUGAUCACCCUUGGAGCGCGGUUCAAGUCUCGCUCUCAACCGGAUCCGCACAGCAGAACCACGCGCCAUGACGGUCCAGAAGCUUUUGCAAUCUCCACAACCAUCAAGUCUCAGCUCUGAGG
Messenger RNA from Parathielavia appendiculata, 1011 nucleotides. RefSeq lists its product as uncharacterized. The transcript has a single exon. NCBI's taxonomy places the organism in Eukaryota, Fungi, Ascomycota, Sordariomycetes, Sordariales, Chaetomiaceae. Bases 323 to 1009 code for a protein of 228 amino acids. The record is from RefSeq and is a predicted model, not a curated record.